Messenger RNA from Haemorhous mexicanus (house finch), 3131 nucleotides. RefSeq names its product ecto-NOX disulfide-thiol exchanger 1 (gene ENOX1). The coding region runs from base 453 to 2324 and encodes 623 amino acids. Gene Ontology annotation, molecular function: RNA binding; protein-disulfide reductase activity. Gene Ontology annotation, cellular component: external side of plasma membrane; plasma membrane. Gene Ontology annotation, biological process: ultradian rhythm. The record is from RefSeq and is a predicted model, not a curated record. NCBI's taxonomy places the organism in Eukaryota, Metazoa, Chordata, Aves, Passeriformes, Fringillidae. The transcript has 18 exons.
GCGGCGGCGGCGGCUCCCGCUGCUCCGCGGCCCCGCACCGGCAGCGGUAGAUCUUGGAUUCUGAACUUGGAGCAGUUCUUCAAGAUUAUAUGCUUCUUGAAACUGGGAAAGUAUCUGCAAUAAAUAGGAUUGACCAUGAGAAUUUGUGGAGUUUGAAAUUUGGAAGUUUGGAAAUACUGUGAUGGGGCCACUGAGAAGUUACCUUCCUGUGUACAGAUUUCAUUAAAAGCAUCUACUUGAAGAAACUACAACUCUGUUUAUUCAAGCUUUGAAUUUGGAAGUCGUGCCGGGAUCCCUGCCACGGCACACUUGAACCGUGAAACCCAGAGCCUAAUGAGCUGUGUGAGGGCCCUGUGCUUGGUGAUAUCCCAUCUCAAGAUGCUGCUAAUACAGUAGCUAAUUAUUCCUAACUGAAGAAGUCGAACAGAAGAAAAAAGAUCCAGGGAAAAGCAAUGGCUGCCGCAGCUGAUGGUUUGGGAAGUAUAGCUAUAGAUACCACGCAGCUUAACAUGUCAGUCACUGAUCCCACAGCUUGGGCUACAGCUAUGAAUAAUUUGGGGAUGGUUCCAGUAGGACUAGCAGGACAACAGCUUGUGACAGAUUCAAUCUGUGUACCAGGCUUUGAUCCAAGCCUUAGCAUGAUGACUGGAAUCACUCCAAUUAACCCAAUGAUACCAGGCAUGGGGUUAGUGCCGCCACCACCACCAACAGAUGUGCCUGUAGUCAAAGAAAUAAUUCACUGCAAAAGCUGCACACUCUUCCCUCCAAACCCAAAUCUUCCACCACCUUCAACAAGAGAGAGACCUCCUGGGUGUAAAACAGUGUUCGUUGGAGGAUUACCAGAAAACGCAACGGAGGAAAUUAUUCAGGAAGUCUUUGAGCAGUGUGGAGAUAUAACAGCAAUUCGGAAAAGCAAGAAGAAUUUUUGUCAUAUCCGUUUUGCAGAGGAGUUCAUGGUUGAUAAAGCCAUUUACCUUUCUGGUUACCGCAUGAGAUUAGGAUCUAGCACAGACAAAAAGGAUUCAGGUCGCCUUCAUGUUGAUUUUGCUCAGGCAAGAGAUGACUUUUAUGAAUGGGAAUGCAAACAAAGAAUGCUGGCCAGAGAAGAACGCCACAGACGUAAAAUGGAAGAGGACAGACUGCGCCCUCCUUCACCUCCGGCAAUAAUGCAUUAUUCUGAACACGAAGCUGCUUUGCUGGCUGAAAAAUUGAAAGAUGAUAGCAAGUUUUCCGAGGCCAUCACGGUGCUGCUCACCUGGAUUGAGCGAGGCGAGGUGAAUCGUCGCUCUGCCAACCAGUUCUAUUCCAUGGUGCAGUCGGCCAACAGCCACGUCCGCCGGCUCAUGAACGAGAAGGCGGCUCACGAGCAAGAAAUGGAGCAAGCCAAGGAGAGUUUCAAAAAUGCCUUAACAGGGAUCCUCACUCAAUUUGAGCAGAUUGUCGCCGUUUUCAACGCUUCUACCAGACAAAAAGCUUGGGACCAUUUCUCGAAAGCCCAGCGAAAGAACAUAGACAUUUGGCGAAAGCAUUCUGAGGAGCUCCGAAAUGCUCACAGUGAACAGCUCAUGGGAAUCCGCCGGGAAGAGGAGAUGGAAAUGUCCGAUGAUGACAGUGGUGACAAUCCCAGCAAAAAGCUGAGAGUAGAUGAUUCAGCUCUAGCCGCCCAAGCAUAUGCGAUAAAGGAAGAGAACGAUAGUCUCCGAUGGCAGCUGGAUGCUUACAGGAAUGAAGUGGAGCUCCUGAAGCAGGAGAAAGGACAGCUCUUUCGAACAGAAGAAAGCCUUACCAAGGACCAGCAGCUGCAGUUCCUACAGCAGACAAUGCAAGGCAUGCAGCAGCAAUUGCUGAGCAUACAGGAAGAAUUAAAUAACAAAAAAUCUGAACUGGAGCAAGCAAAGGAAGAGCAAACGCAUACACAAGCAAUGCUUAAGGUCCUGCAGGAACAGUUAAAAAGCACCAAGGAAUUAGCAGAAAUCAACGGGCAUGAUGAAUCUCAAGCAAAUGAAAUCAAUGUAUUGACAGUAGCAUUGGUCAACCAGGACAGAGAAAAAAACUCAGAGAAACGAAGCCCAGGUCUGAAAUCAGAGAAAGAGGCACUAUUAAUAGGUAUCAUAUCCACAUUUCUUCACGUCCACCCUUUUGGAGCCAAUAUAGAGUAUCUUUGGUCUUAUAUGCAGCAGUUGGACUCUAGGAUCUCUGCAAAUGAGAUAGAAAUGCUUUUGAUGAGACUGCCACGCAUGUUUAAACAAGAAUUCACUGGUGUAGGAGCAACACUGGAAAAGAGGUGGAAGUUUUGUGCCUUUGAAGGAAUUAAAACUAUCUGACUGUGACUCAUAAUGAAGCUAUGCAGAAGAAGAAUUCCUAGAGCAUGGCAGGGUUAUAAAGUAUUAAAGUAAGAAAUUUGGGUUUGGGCACAUAGUAGUAUGUUUUCAAAGUUAUCCAAGCCUAAUUUUAGUUACAUUUGUGACGUUCUCUUGUGAGUGGAAAUGUAGUUGUGCACCAGUUCCUAAAAUAAAAUAAAAUUUUAAAAAAAGUUUCAAAAUGUGACAGAUUGUUUCCUAUGAAAACUGAAGAAAGAUACCACAGUCAUAAUGAUUUCAAAAUACUACAUGUCCUACAUCUAAGAAAAGCUCAUUGAGCAAACAGUUAAGGAGAAAGAUUGCCCGGUUAUGGUCGCUAAGCUACAGCGAUUUAUAUGUGAUAUGUAAUAGAACUCAUUAAGUUUUGUUAUAGAAAGUUCUUUCUGAGUAAUUUUACAGUGAGGAAAAGCAUACCAAAAGAAAACUUGAAGACGUGUCUGAAGUUAUUGUAUUUUGUAAAUUAAGUUAUAUGCUGUACCAGGGAUUUUUGCCUUAUUGAAAGAGGCCUGAAAAUGUGAUUGGAGUCCUCAAGAAUGCUUUAUCAAGAAUAUUAUUUUUCUAAUGUAACUAUUCUCCAUUACAAGUUCUUUUAACAUGGAUUGCAUAUCAAUUUUCAUAAACAUGUAAAUAAGGAAGAAACCAGUGUUACUGUAUUGUAUUUGGUAUGUAACAUUCAGGUUUAUGCAUCAAAAUAAAUAUUCAGUUGCAUUACUCUUACAAAUUUUAUAGCAGAUAUAUUAAUUUUUAUCAAUAAAUAUGACUUCUACCAUA